Chenopodium quinoa (quinoa) is the source of this 1389-nucleotide messenger RNA. Its product is annotated as putative nuclease HARBI1. The transcript has a single exon. The coding region runs from base 1 to 1389 and encodes 462 amino acids. Lineage: Eukaryota; Viridiplantae; Streptophyta; Magnoliopsida; Caryophyllales; Amaranthaceae. The record is from RefSeq and is a predicted model, not a curated record.
AUGAACUCUGAUUCAAAUUCUUCUAGUUCAUCUAGUUCAGGGUUAUUUGAUUACAUGGUGAACGACUAUGUAGAGUGGCAUGAAUCAAUUACCCAAAGGCGAAAAGAAGAUGACUUGAUCGAGGAAGCGAUCAAUAUAGCUGUUGUUCCCUUUGUAACAUCACCUUACCAGGUCCCCUUCACUCUUGAACCUACGUACCAAAGGUGGUAUGUACCAAGAGAUCGAGAAUAUGCUGAUAUUCAGUUAUAUAACGAUUACUUUAGUCCCCAACCAUUGUACCCUGAUAAUAUGUUUCGUCGACGGUUUCGCAUGCGGAAGAAUGUGUUCACACGCAUUGUUAAUAAACUAAGCGAAAGUGAUGUUUACUUUCAACAAAGGCCGGAUGCCACCGGAAGACUAGGUGCAUCCCCCCUCCAAAAAUGCACUGCAGCAAUUCGAAUGUUAGCAUACGGUACAUCUGCCGAUGCAGUUGACGGGUAUCUUAAAAUUGCGUCAAGUACUGCAAGAGAAGGUCUUGCUCACUUUGUUGAAGGGGUCGUAGCUCAAUUUGGACCAAAGUACUUGAGGAGAGCGAGUACUAUGGAUGCUGAACAACUCCUCCGUGAAAGUUAUGUUCGUGGAUUUCCUGGUAUGAUGGGCAGCAUUGAUUGCAUGCAUUGGGAGUGGAAAAAUUGUCCGCGUGCAUGGAAAGGAAUGUAUCAAGGUAGAAGUAAAACAGCAACGGUGAUCUUGGAGGCUGUUGCUUCGCAAGACUUGUGGAUAUGGCAUGCUUUUUUUGGCACCCCAGGUUCUUGUAAUGAUAUAAAUGUCCUCCAACGGUCGCCGGUGUUCUCUGAUAUAUGUGAGGGAAAAGCUCCAGAGGUUACCUUCAAUGUCAACGGAAAUACAUACAAUAUGGGUUAUUAUCUUACAGACGGUAUCUAUCCGAAAUGGGCAACAUUUAUCCCAGCAAUCAAACAUCCACAAACUGGUAAGCACAAAUUAUUUACCAAGAAGCAAGAGAGUUAUCGAAAGGACGUUGAACGUGCCUUUGGAGUGUUACAAGCUCGAUUUGCAAUAAUACGUCAACCAAGUCUAGCAUGGUCGACCGAAAUUUUAUUGAAAAUCGUAAUGGCUUGUAUUAUCAUGCACAAUAUGAUUGUUGAAGAUGAGCGAGAUGGAUAUUUGCAUUAUGAUGCAACUGAAUUUAUCAAUGAUCAACCGCAAAAUUUAGCUGGAUCACCAACUGGUAACAACAACCAACCAUUUACCGUGAGAAGUGGACGAUUGGAUAGGCUCAAUCUAAAUGGUUAUAUGGAAAAUAGAAAUAAUGUUCGUGAUAGGGAGACCCAUAUUGCACUAAAAAAUGACUUGGUUGAGCAUAUAUGGGGACGUUUCGGCAACGAAUGA